Candoia aspera is the source of this 2216-nucleotide messenger RNA. RefSeq names its product cleavage stimulation factor subunit 2 (gene CSTF2). NCBI's taxonomy places the organism in Eukaryota, Metazoa, Chordata, Lepidosauria, Squamata, Candoiidae. The record is from RefSeq and is a predicted model, not a curated record. Gene Ontology annotation, cellular component: mRNA cleavage and polyadenylation specificity factor complex. Gene Ontology annotation, biological process: mRNA 3'-end processing. Bases 61 to 2037 code for a protein of 658 amino acids. Gene Ontology annotation, molecular function: mRNA binding. The transcript has 15 exons.
ACGGACCGGAAGUCGGCGGCGUGAGUUGGGGGGGAGCAGCGGUGGGCGAAGGAGAGGAAGAUGGCGGGUUUGUCGGUGCGGGACCCCGCGGUGGAUCGGUCUCUGCGCUCCGUGUUCGUGGGGAAUAUCCCUUACGAAGCCACAGAGGAGCAGCUAAAAGACAUCUUCUCAGAGGUUGGACCUGUUGUCAGUUUCCGAUUGGUCUACGACAGAGAGACGGGCAAGCCAAAAGGCUAUGGCUUUUGCGAGUAUCAGGACCAAGAGACGGCGCUCAGUGCCAUGCGGAAUCUCAACGGGCGUGAAUUUAGUGGGCGAGCGCUGCGUGUGGACAACGCAGCCAGUGAGAAGAACAAGGAGGAACUCAAGAGCCUGGGCACAGGGGCGCCCAUCAUAGAGUCGCCCUAUGGAGACCCCGUGAACCCUGAGGAUGCUCCUGAGUCCAUCAGCAGGGCGGUGGCCAGCCUCCCUCCCGAGCAGAUGUUUGAACUGAUGAAGCAGAUGAAGCUGUGUGUCCAGAACAGUCCUCAGGAGGCGCGGAGUAUGCUCUUGCAGAAUCCUCAACUCGCCUACGCCUUACUGCAGGCCCAAGUGGUGAUGCGUAUUGUUGAUCCAGAGAUCGCGCUGAAAAUUCUUCAUCGCCAAACCAGCGUCCCAUCUCUGAUUCCUGGAAAUGCACAGCCAGGGCCAGGGCAAGGUCCUGGUCCUGGGCCAGGAGCUGGUCCUGGUCCUGGACCUGGGCCAGGACCUGGUCCAAAUGCUCAGAUGAACCAGCCAAACGUCCCUUCUUCUCAGCCACAACCAAUCGGGGGGAUGCAUGUCAAUGGAGCUGCUCCCCUGAUGCAGCCUCCCAUGCAAGGAGGAGUGCCUGCUCCAGGCCAGAUGCCAGCUUCGGUGCCCGGACCUGGGCCUGGCCCCAUGGCUCCAGGAGGUAGCAUGCCCGGGAGCGGCCCGAUGCUCUUGGAACGCGGACAAGGGAACUUGCAGCUCUCUCCCGUGGGACCUGCCAGGCCUGCCUCUAUUGAGCGCGUUCAAGUGCCCAUGCCAGACCCACGGGCCCCUAUGCACCGGGGGCCAAUGCCAGCUAGUGGGCUACCACCCCGAGGCCUUCUGGGAGAUGCCCCCAAUGACCCACGGGGAGGCACAUUGCUCUCGGUCACUGGAGACGUGGAGCCCAGAGGUUACCUCGGUCCGCCCCACCAAGGACCACCAAUGCACCACAUGCCUGGCCACGACAGCCGUGGGCUGCCCCCCCAUGAAAUGAGAGGCGGACCAAUGGGAGAGCCACGUCCCUUGAUGGGAGAGCCACGAGGACCCUUGAUGGAUGGCCGAGGUGGAAGAGAUCCAAGGGGCAUGGAGCCCAGAGUGAUGGAUGGCAGAGGCAUGGAGCCCAGAGUGAUGGAUGGCAGAGGCAUGGAGCCCAGAGUGAUGGAUGGCAGGGGCAUGGAGCCCAGGGGCAUGGAGCCCAGAGGGAUGGAGCCCAGGGGCAUGGAGCCCAGAGUCCUGGAUGCAAGGGGCAUGGAGCCCAGAGUCCUGGAUGCAAGGGGCAUAGAACCUCGUGGGAUGGAACCCCCCAGGGGCAUGGAACCCAGAGGCAUGGAACCCAGAGGCAUGGAACCCCCUAGAGGCAUGGAGCCUAGGGGCAUGGAGCCUCCUAGAGGCAUGGAGCCCAGGGGCCCUGGAAUGGAGCCUAGGGGCCCUGGUCCAAGCCCCAGGGGUCCAAUGACUGGUGCAAUUCAAGGUCCAGGGCCUCUGAAUAUGGGAGCAGCUGGCCCACAAGGUCCUCGGCAGGUUCCUAAUAUGCCAGGAACAGCAAUGCAGGCGGGAGCCAUGGCAGGCGGAGGGGUGCAGGCUGCGGCCCAACCCGGAGGGUUCAGCCCUGGACAAAACCAAGUCACACCCCAGGACCAUGAAAAGGCAGCCCUCAUUAUGCAAGUUCUCCAGCUGACGGCGGACCAGAUAGCCAUGCUGCCUCCAGAACAAAGGCAGAGCAUUCUCAUUCUGAAAGAGCAGAUACAGAAAUCCACUGGCGCCCCGUGAUCCACAUUCCUUGGGCUUAGAAAACCUUUGAUGAAGUUCAGCCCCUGGCUGGAAAUAACACUGAAGGCAGCUUGCGGACCUUUUCCUUGUCUGCGUCAAAGCAGCAAGGAGGGGGGAGUUUCUUGUUCCCACCCCCAUUGUUUUCAUUCUUGUGUCUCAAAUAAAACUUUGUUCUGCAA